UUCGAAUCCAAAGGAGUGGGGAACACAGCAAAAACCACGCAUCCUCUUCCCUCGAGACCAGACUCUCUAUCCUAAUAAUUGGCAUUGAUGCGGUCGCUAUUGGGGGAUUUGCAGAGGACGGUAGACAGGGCGGAGCCGCAGUAUACGACGGCCAAGACGUCAGUGUGGUGGGACAUAGAGAACUGCCAAGUGCCCAGGGGAUGCGACCCUUACGCCAUUGCGCAGAACAUAAGUUCAGCGUUGGUCAACAAGAAUUACUGCGGACCUGUUUCCAUCUCCGCCUAUGGUGACACCACCCGAAUCCCCACUUCUGUUCAACAAGCACUCUCCAGUACCGGCAUUGCCCUCAACCACGUCCCUGCUGGGGUUAAAUAUGCAAGUGACAAGAAGAUAUUAGUUGAUAUGUUGUUCUGGGCAGUGGACAAUCCUGCCCCAGCUAAUUAUUUACUAAUAUCGGGAGAUGGGGAUUUUUCAAAUGCGCUGCAUCAAUUAAGUAUGCGAAGGUAUAAUAUCCUUCUGGUACAACCUCUUAAAGCAUCUGUGGCUCUUGUUUCAGCAGCAAAGUGUGUCUGGGAUUGGAUGUCUCUUGUGUAUGGUGAAUUCCCUUUCAGAAGCAGGGAACAUUCUGCUGAUACCAAUGCUUCUCGCUAUGAAAUCAUGCGGACUUCAGUUAGUGGCAACAUUCCUAGGAAAAACCUUGCUUAUACCAAUGCCGGUAGUCUUUCAUUGGGAGGUCAGAAGUUCUCUAGUUCUGGAAGAAUUACUGAUAACUUUAAAAUGGUGUAUGUUCCAAAAAAGUUGAAUCAGCCCAACAUUACAAGACCAUCAAGUUUGCCUGUCAGGAAUCAGGAAAGUAAAGAUAGACAGGAUUCCCAUCAACCAGUCGCACUGGAAAAACUGUUCAAGACAGCUCCGCAUGAAUUCUUUCUCAAUUAUGUUGCUUCAAGUACAUCUACUCCUAAUUUGUUUCCUGGAAAUCUUGAUCCCUUAGCUAGCGAUUCCAGUGAUCAUAAGCCAAGUUUGUGUUAUCAGUUAAUACACCCUAAACCUGCUUUUGUCCCAGAUAAAUUGUUUUCAUCAAAUUCUCAUUCCAGUACAUCCCAAUCAGUUUCUUUAAGAUCAGAUGAUACUGCGGUUUCUACUCUACUGUUUGCAAAACGGACAGAAAUUGGCAGGCUUAGCAUAGCUGAUUAUCCCAAAAUUUUACAGAGCGAACCUACCGUGGACCAAUAUAAUAUAGAAUCUAGAAAUACAUCAUUGGCAUUGUUGAACCGCAAUAAUGUUCAUACGUACGAUUGUAAGCCCAUGAGCAAGUUGAUUUUCUGUGACAAUCAAAAUUUACUCUCUCUUCAUUCUGAUAAUCCUUUUCCUUCUCACUCCUCAGUGGAAGCCAAGAAUAUGCCUGGUAAUGGAGUUUGGGGAAGUCAAGGACUCCAGUCACCUUCUGAAGAUGUUCAAGGCUUUGUAGAUGUUGUCUUUCAUGCUUUGAAUACACUGAAAAUUGAGAAGAUUGUGCCUACAGAAGCAAACAUAAUUGAUUGCAUUUGUUAUGGUAAUCCGAAAUACCGCAAUACUGAUGUGAAAAUGGCUUUGAAUUAUGCACUUGAGCAACAACUGAUUAUCAAACAACAUUUGGGUGAGCUGGAGCUUUAUCUUCCUAGGAAUGAGAGACUAUGGUCGUGCGAGAACCCGCUUGGCUGUAAUAUUGAGAAGUACUCAGAAGCAACUUGGGUUGCAAUUCAGAAAUUCAUAACUUCCUCCACUGGGAGUAUGGCAAUGAUUGCAUCUGAAUGCAGGUACGAAGCAGCAUUACUUCUUAAAAAUUCAUGUUUAAAAGCAUUUUCUUUGGGAGAGGUAAUUCAGAUGUUGAACAUGAUAAUAACCAUGAAGAGAUGGAUCAGACAUGCACAUGUGGGAUGGCAACCUAUUACAAUUACUCUUGGAGAAGCCAACAAUGAUACUGAUAACGGUAUUUGAUUUGGUCAACUAGCUAUUGUGGUACCUGGGGCGAAAAAGGAUUAUCCAUGUAACAGGAAAGGAAAGUAUUAACCAAUGUAUUAGAAAUGGUACCUUGGGACAGAUGUAAAGCCAAAAUGUGACUCGGUCAUUGGUCUUUUGGCUACUUUUUCCAAACUUUUCAAUAUGAAGUGAUUCUCUAUAUUUUUCUCCUUUCA
Olea europaea var. sylvestris is the source of this 2174-nucleotide messenger RNA. RefSeq lists its product as uncharacterized. The transcript has 3 exons. Bases 88 to 1977 code for a protein of 629 amino acids. Gene Ontology annotation, molecular function: RNA nuclease activity. NCBI's taxonomy places the organism in Eukaryota, Viridiplantae, Streptophyta, Magnoliopsida, Lamiales, Oleaceae. Gene Ontology annotation, biological process: regulation of gene expression. The record is from RefSeq and is a predicted model, not a curated record. Gene Ontology annotation, cellular component: peroxisome.